Molecule: messenger RNA, 2687 nt
Organism: Gossypium arboreum
Lineage: Eukaryota; Viridiplantae; Streptophyta; Magnoliopsida; Malvales; Malvaceae
Exons: 5
Coding region: 1537-2496 (319 amino acids)
Source: RefSeq, a predicted model, not a curated record
AUCUCGUAGCUUCAACUUUACCAUUUUAGGUAAUCUCAUGUUCCAAGCUUUAAAUUUCGUGAAUAUAUGGACUCGGCCUGAAAAACUUACAGCCCAAAAUCGCUCUGAAAUUGUUUUAAUGGUGAAAUUCUAGGCUCUGAUUUCUGCCUUGCCAUAACUUGAAAAGAAGCCCAUUUAUCCACCAAUGUUGAAAAAGUUAUGGGCCUCAGCCUCAAAGAAAAUGCUGAAGAAAAAGAAAAGAAAUCGUUUUGCUCGGGGGGUUUUGGUUUUCAGAUCUCAGUAGCAGCACUGUACAGCUCUAGGCAAUUCAUUUCUUGUGAAAAUAAGGGAUACCCAUGGAGGUUUCCCCUGGUACCAGCUAUGAUCAAUUGUGGAUUCAUUUCUUAGUAGGAGUUACGAUGCCUAGACCAUCCUUAUUCUGAUUCAGAAGUUGCAUCUGCUGGUUGCUUGGGUUACAAUUCUGGACAAUUGUUUGGUCUUCUAGUGCUAGGGACAGCAAAAAAAAGCUAAUAUUCACAUUCAGUGAGAUUGACCAUAGAGUUAUAAUUAUUAAAGGACUGGUGAAAGUUAAUAGAGUAGUGAUGUGGGGGUGAAUGAAUCAAUUUUUGGUUCUUUACACUUAGGAUUCCUUGCCUUCAGUCUUAUUUAGCUAGAAACAACAUUUGUUUAACCAGAUAUUGCCACAACUAAUGGUAGUUUGCACUAAAUACUAAUAAAAUGUAGCUUACUUGUUAUAACUUCUGUUUAGGUUUUAAGGUAGUUUACUUAUGUGUGUGCCACUGUGGAUUAUAAUAUCUCUAUCACAAUUAGUAUUCAUUAAAAAUACAUAUUUUCUAGUUCAAGCAAACAUCUUUUACACUUCCAAUUUAUUUGUCACAGGGAUUUAUAGAUGUCUCUAAGUGGUUAUUUCUGAAACUGAGAAACUUUGUUUUGUUCAUAUUCUUUUCUUGGCAUUCUGUGUUGCUAUUAUGUCUAAAGAUACACACUGUGCUAGUGGCCAAUCAAGAGAGAGAUAUGUCCCUUGAUGCAAGGGCAUCAGAUAAACAUAAAAUUUUACCUAAGAAAGGAAGAGAUACUACUUUAUGUUUAUUGCUUGUUUUAGGCUUGACUGGUGUUAAUUAAUCUUGUCAAAAGGGUUUGUACCUUGGAUGUUCUCCCCUACUACUCGAGGCUUUUCUAAAAUAAUGUGUUAAGAAGGAUGGUAUGAUUUGGGAAAGAAAAUCUUAUAAGAAUCUCAAUUUGGCAAUUUGUCCUUAAGCAGUUGAUUGUUGUGCUUGUCAUAGGGCUUCUCUUGAAUGCAUUUGGUAUGGAGUGGCCAUUUUUUGCUUUCUUCAGGUGAAGCAAUUUACAAUAGCUAAAAGAGUGUAAAAAUGGAAAGAAGAAAUUGUAAUCUAUCAAGUUUCAUGUGCUAGUGCAUUCUUUGCUUCUCUCUCUUGAAUGGAAUGUUCUGCAGUACCACUCGGGGUUUUCCUAAAAUUGACCAGAAGACCUUGAAAGAAUCUCAUAGGCAAUCUUGACCUUUAGGAGCCGAUUGUCAUGUUUCUCAUGGAGCUUCGCUGGGAUGCAUUUGGUUCUACCAUGAAUUUCCAUUCGGGUAGAAAAGAUGCGCAGAAGCAUGCAGUUGAUAAAUCAUGCAUCUAUUGCAACAAAGUAUUUGACGACUAUCUAGCUCUUAGUGGCCACCUUAGGAUUCAUGAGGAGGAGACAUUGAGGGCCCUGAAUUUUCCUGGUCGUUCUAGUAAUUCCAUCGACAUUACUAGGAACCCUCCUGCUCCCCUGCCAAACACCCAACUGAGCUUGGCUAGUGUGAACAAUCUGACUCCAAUCACUAGAGCACCAACUCUAAUUGACUUCUGUGCAAUGUUCGGCUCAUGUGAUGCAAACCAGGCUAACAGGAGCAAAUCCACUGGCAGCAAUCUCGGAGAUGCCCAAACUCAGAUUGUCAUGUCUCCUAGUGGUGCAACUUUUCGCCAUAAUAGUUCAGCUUCGAAGACAUUUGCUCCAGUUGGUGCCAAUGCAGCCUUGUCUUCUGCUGCAUGUGCUUCAUCUGGUGGCAUUGUAGCGACUGGCCUUCCUACAGAUUCUUCAUCAUAUUUGCGCAAAUAUGAGGUUUGUCAGUUUAAUACUGAUGAAUUUCAGAUUAGCCAGGAUGGUCUGCCACCAGCCUCGAGAGAUGCCAUGCAGAAAACUCAAGGUUAUAAUCUGGGUCCGCCCCCAUCCUCAAACGUGGGUAAAGUUGGUCAAUCUGAGACAAUUUUGUUGAUGGGAGAAGGAAGCAAGAGGCCCUGCUUAGCUGACAAUCCAAUGACUGCUAGCUUAAUGAAUGCAUCUAAAAAACCUAAAAUUUCCCCCAAUGCACUUGAGGAACCAAAGAAGCUUCAGAUCAAGGAGCUUCCUCUUCUCAAGAAACUUGAAGAUUCACUAUCUGCUUUGGAAACUUGUGUUGGUGCUGAAGAGGAAGGUCCAGUGGAUUUAGAUCUGUCUCUGCAUCUGUAGAGUUAUGUGGUUCUAUCUAUGCUAAAUAAAUAGUACUAAAGCAAUAAGGGAAUUAUAUCUCUUGCCUUCCCCAUCCCCCAACAAAACUGAAAAAGAAUAAUUCUAAGUUUUAAUGUUGUUAUGUACUGUUGAACUAUUUUCAGUGUGCCUGUUCAGUUUGGUUAUAUUAUAUGAAGUUAUCUAUUAUGAAA